Messenger RNA from Acaulospora morrowiae, 717 nucleotides. NCBI's taxonomy places the organism in Eukaryota, Fungi, Glomeromycota, Glomeromycetes, Diversisporales, Acaulosporaceae. The record is from the annotation of a GenBank genome assembly.
AUGACUAUUUCCGAAGAGACAUGUAGAAAAUGGCUUCAAAAACUGGGUUGGGAACAUAAGCCAUAUCAAAAAGAUUUCUAUUUUGAUGGUCAUGAACGAGCUGAUGUUGUAGAAGAAAGAAUGAAAUUCUUACAUCGGAUGGAAGAAAUAGAAAAGUUUUUAAUUUACUAUGAUGGUAAAGAGUUAGACAUGGAAGUAGCACCAGAACUUUUAUCUGAUCAAUUUCCUUUUGUUUUUGUUACACAUGAUGAAUCUACUUUUUAUGUGAAUGAUGGUGAAAGUUAUUAUUGGGGUCCUCAAGGUGAACAACCACUUAGACCAAAAAGUCAAGGCGCGUCUCUUCAUGUUAGUGAAUUUUUAUGUGAAACCUUGGGAAGGUUACAAUUAAGCACAGAGGAAAAAGAGAAGAAUAAACAACUUCCACUUAAUCAUCCAAAUCGUCUUCCAUAUACUGAAGCUUGUGUUAUUAUUAAACCGGGAAAAAACAGAGAUGGAUACUGGACACAUAAAAACGUAGCAGAACAGAAUUGCUUACCACAUAUACGAUUCUUUCAUAUUCCUGGAGAUGAUGUGUUUCUUAAAAUCUACUCUUACCAACAAAUUCUAGAAACUCAACUCUGGAUGGAUAUUAUGAGCAAAAAAAUGGCAUCAAAUCUUCCAAUUUCUUCCACAAUCAUACCAGCCCGAAAACUUUCAACCAUUCCAAUUGCCGACUAA